Molecule: messenger RNA, 2742 nt
Organism: Tripterygium wilfordii
Lineage: Eukaryota; Viridiplantae; Streptophyta; Magnoliopsida; Celastrales; Celastraceae
Exons: 7
Coding region: 391-2379 (662 amino acids)
Molecular function (GO): phosphoprotein phosphatase activity
Source: RefSeq, a predicted model, not a curated record
CCUAGUUUACUUGCUGCCCGGUCGGGUGUCUAAGUGCGCUACCCAAUAAUCCUUUUUCGUAGUUCAACCCAGUUCGAGCGAAGGGUCUCUGCGGCAGUACCGCUUCCGGUUCCGAUUCCGAUUCCAAUCCUGCCGCUUCUCCAGGUUGAAUUGUAGUAUAAAUUAAUUGAAGGCACCGAGUUUUCUCGGAGACGGAGAAUGGUUGGAGUUAUGAUCCUUUGGCAAUUGUUCUAGACUGAUGGGCUAUUUGAUGACCAUAUUCGGUGUUUGAGCUGCUGGACCUUAAACUUGCUUAAUCCAGUGUCAGGUAUUGAGAAUGGAAAAUGUAGUGGGCGUCCUAGUUAUUGACAGCAGAAUGGGAUGAAGGGUACUUGAAAAUUGUUGGGGAACAUGGUAAAUUCUCAGGAUGUUAAAGUGGGUGCGUCUUCUCUCGAAACAGAUUCUUGCCCAAAAUCUACUGUUGAUAUUAACUCAAAGAUGGAAUCAAAAAAUGUCCUAACUAGGGCGGCAAAGAGGAGAAGAAGGAGAAUUAAGCAGAGAAAUAAACACAAUGCUACUGAAAAUGAUUUUAAAGAUGGUAAGCAUUCAACAGAUAGUGAUUCUGUGAAGAUUAGAGCAACAGAAAUAGAAUCAACGUUGCAGUCCCCCGCCAGUAUUUGCUUGAGGAAUGAAUCAGGAAUGGAACAACCCAUUGCCAAGGUAAACUCAUCUGUAGGAAAGAGUCGACGGAAGAAGCGGAAAGCUAGAGAUGAGGCUAAUGGAGAGCAUUCUGAAAAAGAAGUUGAUUCAUUUUUGCAGCCAGUCGAUACUUGCUCAAAGAAUGAGUCGGAAGCCAUUGCAGAGGUAAGUUUAUCCACAAAGAGGAGGGAGGAUAAGAAAUGGAAGCAUAACGCCUUGGGAAGUAAUCUAGAUGUUGAUCUUACAGAGGCUGAGGGAAAGCAUUCUGAAAGACAGGAUUUUAAGUCUGUCCCAGAAGUUGCUGUAUCAAACUUGGAAAUUUUAAAGGAGUGCAAGUUUGAUAACAAUGGGGUUGGUACUCUUUCAGUUGAAACGGUAGAACUCAAAUCCUGUAGGAGGGAGCAAAUAGAUGAGAAAAAGGAAAAAAUGAAAACUUAUCAAAGGAAAAGGAGAAAGUCUGCUGACCAGCUGGAAAACAGUCUGAAACAGUUUGAGAUGCCUGUCACAAGACAGGUUUCAGAUGAUGCUCAAAUUCCUGGUCUUCUGGAGAACGAAAUAAAAAAAAUAAAAGUGGGGGGCCAAGUUCUUUCAAUGAAGGGUUUGGAAUUGAAAGAGGCUUCUGCAAAUUAUUGCGAUGGUGAGCUUGUGCGUAAGGAAAGUAAGAAGAGAAAUCAGAAGAAAAGUUUUAAAGUAACUACUCAUAAAAAUGAGAAGGAUGUGACUCUGCAAGAUACUGCUGAAGAUAACAUUGAAAAAGAAAUCAGGGGCAAUGGAGAUAAGGUCGAGAUGACGGUCCAUGGGAUGGGUCAUGUGGAUAAUUCAGCAUAUCAUUUCCAUGAGAAAACAUGUGAUAAUUUAUCUGCCUAUGAUAAAUGCGAGCUCCCAGAAGUGAAGGAUGUGGAGAUGGAAACCAAGAUGGUUGAAAAUGUUCCCACUUUUCACCAUGUGGGUGCUUGCAAGGAUCUAGAGGAUACUAGCAAAGAGGAAAAUGUGCCAAGAAUGUUACAAUCCUCUUCAGAUAGUGGUUAUCCUUGCAGCACUAAGAAGAAGCUGCUGAUACUUGACUUGAAUGGGAUUCUUGUUGAUAUUGUUCCGUCCGAUAGUUGUUUAUCUGAGACUGAGGCAGACAUUAUAGUAUCAGGAAAAGCAGUUUUUAAGAGGCCGUUUUGUGAUGAGUUUCUUCAAUUUUGCUUUGAGAGAUUUAAUGUUGGUGUGUGGUCGUCAAGACUCAAGAAAAAUGUGGACCGGGUGGUUAAUUUUCUGAUGGGAGAUGACAGACGCAAGUUGCUUUUUCGUUGGGAUCAGUCUCACUGUACUGCCACCAGGUUCACUACAGUUGAGCAAAGAGGUAAACCCUUGCUCUUGAAGGAAUUGAAGAAACUAUGGGAAAAGGUUGCGCCCAAACUUCCAUGGGAAAAGGGAGAGUAUAAUGAGUCAAACACAUUGUUAUUAGAUGAUUCUCCCUAUAAGGCAUUACGCAAUCCGGCACACACAGCUAUAUUUCCCCAUCCAUAUGACUCCAGCGACGCUGAAGAUUGCUCAUUAGGUCCGGGAGGUGAUAUCAGAAUGUAUCUGGAAGGAGUAGCUGGUGCUGAAAAUGUUCAAACAUAUGUACAACAAAAUCCAUUUGGUCAACCACCUAUUACAGAAUCUGACCCUUCUUGGGGUUUCUACUGUAAGGUUAUAAAUGCUGACUGCUGAGCCUUGCUGAUUAUUCUGAUGUUCAUUCAUACUGCCUGCAACCUCGAAUAAUUGGUAUGACCUGAGAAUAUCUUUCUGAUGAUUUACUGAACCAGAAGCAUGAUAAAGCUUGUUAAGAUAUUGUAAUUUUCAGGCCUAUAAUUUUUUUUUAAUUGUACUUUGGGCACCUUCUUUUUUUUUUUUCCUUUAUUAAUUUUCGUCGACACUGAGAGACUAGUUUGUAUUAUAGUCUGUUUUAGCAAUAAGGAGGGGCCGAGGGGCUAAUCUUCUUUGGUACAAUAAGAGUUUUUGUAUUUUUCAUUAUCCUUGAUGAUGUUAAUUAUCUCUUAAAUAUUUUUUACUGAAGGAUUUGGUAUUCUUAGA